Molecule: messenger RNA, 2922 nt
Organism: Cheilinus undulatus (humphead wrasse)
Lineage: Eukaryota; Metazoa; Chordata; Actinopteri; Labriformes; Labridae
Product: NLR family CARD domain-containing protein 3-like
Exons: 10
Coding region: 1-2922 (973 amino acids)
Molecular function (GO): protein binding
Source: RefSeq, a predicted model, not a curated record
AUGAAGAAGCAGAGAGCAGGCUCUCCUGGACCCAGAGGUGUGUCCAUGAGGUCCAAGUCUCUGGAUGACCUGUAUAUUAAAAUUGGACAUGAUGCUGAUGAAGGGAUGAGGAAUGAAAGAACAGACUCUCCUGGACCCAGCUGUUUGUCCAUGAAGAGUGAUCGAUCUAUGGAUGCAUUAAUUUACUUUAAACUCCUCCCCUGGAGGACCAGCAUGCUUUUGGGCCGAUUUCAGCCAGAGAACUCAGAAGUUCACAGAGAGCAUCCAACAGACCUGGACUCCACUUUUAAGCUGCUGCGGGAAAACAUCUUCUCCUUUGUGAAUAAUGAACUGGAUAGACUCCAGGGGGCGCUGAGUCCAGAUCACUCAGCAUGCUUGGAUGAGGAGUUGAUGGAGGGUGAAGAUGAAGAGCAGAGGAGAAAAACAAGAGAUGCUUUUCAGAGGAUUGUUCUGCAAUUGCUGAGGAGAAUGAAGCAGGAGGAGCUGGCUGACCUUCUGCAGAGCAGAACGUAUGAUGCAAUAUGCCGACAUCAAUUGAAGUCUGACCUGAAGAGGAAGUGUCAGUGUGUGUUUGAGGGGAUUGCUAAAGCAGGAACGCCAACCUCCCUUGAUCAGAUCUACACAGAGCUCUACAUCACUGAGGGGGGGAGUGGAGCGGUCAACAAUGAACACGAGGUCAGACAGAUUGAAACAGCAUCCAGGAAACUACACAAACCAGAAACAGCCAUCAGUUGUACGGACAUCUUUAAAGCCUUACCUGAAAGAGAUGAACCAAUCCGAACAGUGAUGACAAAGGGCGUGGCUGGCAUUGGGAAAACAGUCUUAACACAGAAGUUCACUCUGGACUGGGCUGAAGACAAAGCCAACCAGGACAUCCAGUUCAUGUUUCCAUUCACUUUCAGAGAGUUGAAUGUGCUGAGAGAGAAAAAGUUCAGCUUGGUGGAACUUGUUCAUGACUUCUUCCCAGAAAUCAAAGAAGCCAGAAUCUGCAGGUUUGAAGAGUUCCAGGUUUUGUUCAUCUUUGAUGGCCUAGAUGAGUGUCGACUCCCUCUGGACUUCCACAACAAGGAGAUCCUGACUGAUGUUACCCGGUCGGUAUCGGUGGAUGUGCUGCUGACAAACCUCAUCAGGGGGAAACUGCUUCCAUCUGCUCGUCUCUGGAUAACCACAAGACCUGCAGCAGCCAAUCAGAUCCCUCCUGAGUUUGUUGACAUGGUGACAGAGAUUAGAGGGUUCACUGACCCACAUAAGGUGGAGUACUUCAGGAAGAAGUUCCCUGAUGAGGAUCAGGCCAGCAGAAUCAUCUCUCACAUCAAGAUAUCUAGAAGCCUCCACAUCAUGUGCCACAUCCCGGUCUUCUGCUGGAUCACUGCUACAGUCCUGGAGGAUGAGUUUAAGACCAGAGAGGGAGGAGAGCUGCCCCGGACCCUGACUGAGAUCUACAUCCACUUCCUGAUGGUUCAGGCCAAACUGAAGAACAUCAAGUAUGAUGGAGGGGCUGAGAUGGAUCCACACUGGAAUCCAGAGACCAGGAAGAUGAUCGAGUCUCUGGGUAAGCUGGCUUUUGAGCAGCUGCAGAAAGGGAACCUGAUCUUCUAUGAACCAGACCUGAUGGAGUGUGGCAUCGAUAUCAGAGCAGCCUCAGUGUACUCAGGAGUGUUCACACAGAUCUUUAUAGAAGACAGAGGAAUCUACCCAGACAAGGUGUUCAGCUUCAUCCAUCUGAGUGUUCAGGAGUUUCUGGCUGCUUUUCAUGUCCACCUGACCUUCAUCAAUACUGGAGUCAAUCUGAUGGCAGAAGAACAAACAACCUCACUGAUGUCAACAACAAGAAAAGCCAGACUUGCAGAGACAAGGCUCUACCAGAGUGCAGUGGACCAGGCCUUACGGAGCCCAAAUGGACACCUUGACUUGUUCCUCCGCUUCCUCCUUGGUCUUUCACUAGAGACCAAUCAGAAUCUCAUACAGCGUCUGCUGUUUUAUACAAAAACUUCAGUGCAAUCAAAAUCAGGAAGAAGCUCACAGACCACAACAGAACUAAUCCAGUACAUCAAGACAAGAAUCAGCGAGAAUCUGUCUGCAGAGAAAAGCAUUAAUCUGUUCCACUGUCUGAAUGAAUUGAAUGAUUACUCCAUAGUGGAGGAUAUCCAGUGGUCACUGAGAUUUGGAAGUCUCUCCCCUGAUAAAUUAUCUCCUGCUCAGUGGUCAGCUCUGGUCUUCAUCUUGCUGUCAUCAGAAAAGGAUCUGGACGUGUUUGACCUGAAGAAAUACUCUGCUUCAGAGGAGGCUUUCCUUAAGCUGCUGCCAGUGAUCAAAGUCUCUAAGAAAGCUCUGCUGGGUUGCUGUAACCUCUCAGAGAAAAGCUGUGAAGCUCUGUCCUCGGUCCUCAGCUCUCAGUCCUGUAGUCUGAAAGAGCUGGACCUGAGCAACAAUGACUUGCAGGAUUCAGGAGUGAAGGAACUGUUGUCCAAAGGACUAAAGGCUCAGCACUGCACACUGGAAACUCUCAGCUCUCAGUCUUCUCAUCUGAAAGAGCUGGACCUGAGCAACAAUGACCUGCACAUAGGAGUGCAGCUGUUGUCCAAAGGACUAAAGGCUCAGCACUGCACACUGGAAACUCUCAGUCUUUCAGGUUGUCUGGUCACAGAGGAAGACUGUGCGUCUCUGGCCUCAGCUCUGAGCUCCUCCUGUCUAAGGAAACUGGACUUGUGCUACAACUAUCCAGGAGAACAAGGAGAGAUGCUGCUGUCUGCUCGACUGGAGGAUCAGAACUGCAGACUUGAGACACUGAGUUUGGACCACAGUGGACUGCACAGGCUGAAACCUGGCCUGAGGAAGUAUGGGAACCACCACCCCAGUCUGCCACUCCAAAGGUACUGUCCCAGUCUUCCACACGAUGUUGAAGAGGCGUGUCAGCCGUGA